Molossus molossus (Pallas's mastiff bat) is the source of this 1437-nucleotide messenger RNA. Its product is annotated as sodium-dependent phosphate transport protein 3. Gene Ontology annotation, biological process: transmembrane transport; monoatomic anion transport. NCBI's taxonomy places the organism in Eukaryota, Metazoa, Chordata, Mammalia, Chiroptera, Molossidae. The transcript has 11 exons. Bases 1 to 1437 code for a protein of 478 amino acids. The record is from RefSeq and is a predicted model, not a curated record. Gene Ontology annotation, molecular function: transmembrane transporter activity.
AUGGACGAGAAGCCGUCCACCAGGAAAGGCCCAGACUUCUGCUCAUUACGCUAUGGACUAGCUGUGGUCAUGCACCUCUCCAACCUCACCAUAAUGACCCAGCGUGUGAGUCUGAGCAUUGCGAUCAUUGCCAUGGUCAACAGCACUCAGCAGCCCACUCCUGCCAACGCCUCCACUGACAGACCUCUUGCAGGUGCCCUCGAGGGCCCCAGCAGAUCUACCAAGGAAUUCAACACAGGGACCUCUGUGUAUGAAUGGAGCCCUGAGACCCAGGGCCUCAUCUUCAGCUCCAUCAGCUACGGGAUUAUACUGACGCUGAUCCCCAGCGGCUACUUGGCGGGCAUAUUUGGAGCGAAGCAGAUGCUGGGUGCCGGUCUGCUCAUCUCCUCCCUUCUCACCCUCUUCACCCCGCUGGCUGCUGACUGGGGAGUGAGUUUGGUGAUUGUGAUUCGGACAGCCCAGGGCAUGGCCCAGGGAAUGGCUUGGACAGGGCAGUUUACAAUUUGGGCAAGAUGGGCUCCGCCGCUGGAACGAAGCAAGCUCACCAGCAUCGCUGGGUCAGGAGCAGCGGUUGGGUCCUUCAUCAUCCUCUGUGUUGGGGGGCUCAUCUCGCAGGCCCUGGGCUGGCCCUUCAUCUUCUACAUCUUCGGUAGCCUUGGCUGCGUGUGCUCUCUGCUGUGGUUCACAGUGAUCUACGAUGACCCCAUGCGUCACCCAUGCAUCAGCAUCAGGGAAAAGGAGCACAUCGUGGCCUCGCUGGCUCAGCAGUCCACUUCCCGCCGACGCUCUGUUCCCAUCAAGGCCAUGGCCAGAUGCCUGCCUCUGUGGGCCAUUUUCAUGGGCUUUUUCAGCCACUUCUGGUUAUGCACCAUCAUCGUAACGUACCUGCCAACAUACAUCCGUUCUGUGCUCCAUGUAAACAUCGGAGAGAGUGGGGUCCUGUCCUCCCUGCCCUUUGUCGCUGCCUCGACGUGUACGAUUCUAGGAGGUCAGCUGGCUGACUUCCUUCUGUCCAGGAACCUUCUCAGACUGAUCACCGUACGAAAACUCUUUUCAUCCCUGGGGCUUCUCCUCCCGUCGCUGUGUGCUGUGGCCCUGCCCUUUGUGGCUUCCAGUUACGUGACGACCAUUGUUUUGCUGAUACUCAUUCCUGGGACCAGCAACCUGUGUGACUCAGGGUUCAUCAUCAACACCUUGGAUGUCGCCCCCAGGUACGCGAGCUUCCUCAUGGGCAUCUCACGGGGAUUCGGGCUCAUCGCAGGGAUCGUCUCCUCCACGGCCACCGGGUUCCUUAUUGGUCAGGAUUCUGUGUCUGGAUGGAAGAAUGUCUUUUUCCUGUCUGCAGCUGUCAACAUGUUUGGGCUGUUUUUUUACCUCAUGUUUGGACAGGCAGAAAUCCAGGACUGGGCCAAAGAGAGGACCCUCACCCGCCUCUGA